AUAAUUUAUAGCUAGUUAAAUGGCAUUAACGUUUACUGGAUCUCAAGGUAAAUUAGAUUUUAAAUCGUAAGUAAGCGACCUCUAUCCAUAGUGUAGUACCCGUCGCCACGCGUCCCAGAAUACUUUGCGAGGCCGUUGACAACACGUCAAAAAUGGCAGAUCUAGCCCCAAGUAAAAGUGAUAUCGAAGACAUUUUCAAAAGAUUACGAGCUAUUCCAACAAACAAGGCAUGUUUCGAUUGCAAUGCAAAAAAUCCAGCAUGGGCCAGCGUGACUUAUGGCGUCUUCCUAUGUAUCGAUUGCUCUGCAGUGCAUCGAGGAUUAGGAGUUCAUUUGACGUUUGUACGAUCAACUCAACUUGAUACAAACUGGACUUGGCUACAAUUAAGGAACAUGCAACUAGGUGGAAAUGCAAAUGCUAGAAAAUACUUUGCACAACACAAUUAUACAACCGAUGCACAACAAAAAUAUAAUUCGCGUACUGCCAUGCAGUACAGAGAAAAACUCGCGCAGGCAUCUGCUCAAGCAAUGCGACGUUAUGGAACAAAGGUUUUUCUUCCUUCGACAAAAAAUAAGAAAAUGUUGCAUUUAGAUGAGAAUUCUGCAUCAAUGUCCGAGGAACAAAGUGAAAUCGACUUCUUUAAGGAACAUGAAAACUUUGAAUUAGAUCAUACCGAAUCUAUAACAAAUAUUGAAGGAAAUUCAAUUACAACUGCCAAUCUUGUACCAAACAAUGACAAUUUUGAAAAAAACAAUCAAAAAGUUAUAUCAGAAGUCACUUCUCAAUUUUUGGGACCUACUGUUAAAUUAUCUGAUACCACUGUAAAUUCAUUAUCUGAAAGGAAACCUACCAUAGGAGGCAGGAAAGUUCAAAACAAACGAUCUGGUUUAGGGAAAAAAACUGGAGGUUUAGGCGCACAAAGGGUUAAAACAAAUUUUGAAGAGUUGGAAAAAAAUGUUGCUGAAACUGGUAAAGAGUCGCAGGAGAUGGUUCGCCAGGAAAACACAAAAGAGGAACAGGAAGAAAUUGCUACCCGUCUUGCCUAUAGAUACGAGCAGAAUUUAAGUGAACAAGCUAAAAAAGUAGAAGAGAGAACAAAACACUUAGAUCCAUCCAAAGCAACACAAGCAGAGCGCCUUGGUAUGGGAUUCAAUACACGAAGUGGUGCAAGCCAUUCUGCACUUGGCGAUAUGCGGUCAAUAACGCAAGAAACAUCAUCAAAGACUAUAACUGCAUCUGAACCGAGAAUUUUUGAUGUCGAACGAGGUCUUUCCAUUACAUUAGACGAAUUUUAUGAGGCCUUAUCAAUUCCAUUCAAUAGUAAUAGCAACGAUAAGCCUCGCAGUGAGGAUGUUUUUGUUAUGUCAGAGCCAGAACCGCCGAAACGAGUAGCUCCGUCGAGCCGUCCAAACAGUACCAAGAGCGACAGUAAAAUAAUAACUGCAGAAGGAGAAGCACAAAAGAAAUUUGGUAGUGCCAAGGCUAUUAGUUCAGAUCAGUAUUUUCAAGACAGCAAAGAUGAUGAUUCUUGGGAACGUAAAAGCAAUCUGCGUCGUUUCGAAGGUUCAUCCAGUAUUUCGUCAGCUGACUACUUUGGCACAGGAAAUUCUACACAAUCUUCCACGUCGUCUUUGUCAAUGCGUCUUAGUAGUGGAGGAGCAGGGGUUGUAGAUUUAGAGGAUGUUAGAGAAAGUGUUCGUCAAGGCGUAAAUAAGGUCGCAGGAAGAUUAAGUUCUCUUGCUAAUGCGGCCGUUACAUCUCUACAGGAUCGUUGUGGACUUUGA
Molecule: messenger RNA, 1784 nt
Organism: Colletes gigas
Lineage: Eukaryota; Metazoa; Arthropoda; Insecta; Hymenoptera; Colletidae
Gene: ArfGAP3
Product: ADP-ribosylation factor GTPase-activating protein 2
Exons: 8
Coding region: 153-1784 (543 amino acids)
Biological process (GO): COPI coating of Golgi vesicle
Molecular function (GO): GTPase activator activity
Source: RefSeq, a predicted model, not a curated record